This is a messenger RNA of Knipowitschia caucasica, 489 nucleotides long. NCBI's taxonomy places the organism in Eukaryota, Metazoa, Chordata, Actinopteri, Gobiiformes, Gobiidae. The record is from the annotation of a GenBank genome assembly.
AUGCACCUACAGCUCCACUCCAAUUCGGACAAGGGCGAUGGCUCGGUGCGCUACAUCCUGUCGGGAGAGGGAGCCGGCUCGCUCUUCACUAUUGACGAGGACACGGGGGACAUCCAUGCUCCGCACAGCCUGGACCGCGAGACUAAAGCCCAAUACGUGCUACACGCUCGGGCCGUGGACAGACACAGUAACCGUUCCGUGGAGGCACAGUCUGAGUUCAUCAUCAAGGUCCAGGACGUCAACGACAACCCACCCACGUUCCCCCACGGACCCUACACUGCCUCCGUGCCUGAGAUGUCCGACACCGGUACAUCGGUGCUGCAGGUGGAGGCCUCAGACGCAGACGACCCAACGUACGGAAACAGUGCUGCGGUUGUGUACAGCCUCCUCCAGGGCACGCCACACUUCUCCAUCGACCCGAGGACAGGUCAGUCCCACCUGGCAGAAGGAUCCACACCGCACACUACUGCUGGUUGUGCUUAUGAAUGA